GAUACAUAUUCUUUUACCAAACUAACCUUUUGUCGCAUCUUUUCUGUAGAAUGUACAUCUCAAACCUCUCAUUACUGAAGUUGCGCUGAUGCUAACGAUGAGUCAAGGACCCAUAAGCCCCUACGUCAUCCAACUAUAUGAGUGGUUUGAGCACCCUCAAGUAUUCACUCUCGUGAUGGAGAAUCCGGAUCCCUGCGAGAGCUUGUUGGACUUCAUCAACAAUAACCCUAACAUGAAUGAGACAACAGCACGGCUCAUCAUGUGUCAGGCGGUGCAAGCAGUACAGCACUGCAUUGAGUGCGGUGUUUUUCAUAAUGAUAUUCAUCCAGACAAUAUCCUGUUGAGAAAACACACUUUGGAGCUCAAGUUAAUAGACUUUGGCUGUGGUCAUCUUAUUAGUAGUAAUGGCUAUGAUCGCAGUCAAUAUAGAGGAAUACAGGCUUACUUCCCACCUGAGCUCUUCACCUGUGGCAGAUUCUACGCCAUCUCUACAAACGUCUGGGCUCUAGGAGUGUUGUUGUAUGAGAUGGUGAACACGUGUUCUCCAUUUUGCAGUAUAACUGAAAUCACACAAGCUGAAAUUAGGUUUGAAAACCCAGAUUUAUCCAAAGGUGAGAGAAUAGCACUGACAACACACACAUACAGCUUCUGCACAGAAUUAACAAACAUUGGUAGAGAAUGUCCUGUCUAAAACACAGACUUUAGUACUUACCAACUGAUGUUAGAGGUUAGAAUUAUGUGUUCAGAGUUAUGUUUCUAAUAAUUGUAAAUUCCCUUAACCUUAAAUUAACCACGUUUCAGCUGUUUUGUGCAUGCUAACAUUAGUCACAUGGUCAUGACUAACCAGCUCUUUCCUGAAAACAGAAUGCCGUGAUCUGAUCAUCCAGUGCCUAAACCGUGAUCCAACUGAACGGCUGACCCUCGAGCAGAUCUUGCUGCAUGACUGGUGUAAAACAGUGGAUCUAGAAGAGUCAGAGGAUUGAAACAGCAUUGGUUUCAGAGUUGAGCCAGUGUAACAGACGAGAGUAGGAAACUACAUCUGUGCUGUCAUCUUCAAUUCUGAAUCAUAUAUGAUGUAGAUUUAAAAUAUGAUCA
Carassius carassius (crucian carp) is the source of this 1095-nucleotide messenger RNA. Its product is annotated as serine/threonine-protein kinase pim-1-like. The record is from RefSeq and is a predicted model, not a curated record. The coding region runs from base 89 to 691 and encodes 200 amino acids. Lineage: Eukaryota; Metazoa; Chordata; Actinopteri; Cypriniformes; Cyprinidae. Gene Ontology annotation, cellular component: cytoplasm. Gene Ontology annotation, biological process: negative regulation of apoptotic process; protein autophosphorylation; regulation of mitotic cell cycle. Gene Ontology annotation, molecular function: ATP binding; protein serine/threonine kinase activity. The transcript is spliced from 2 exons.